Messenger RNA from Naegleria fowleri, 888 nucleotides. RefSeq lists its product as uncharacterized. The coding region runs from base 1 to 888 and encodes 295 amino acids. The transcript has a single exon. Lineage: Eukaryota; Heterolobosea; Eutetramitea; Acrasida; Naegleriidae. The record is from RefSeq and is a predicted model, not a curated record.
AUGAAUCAAAUCAGUGAUAUUAAGGCUGAGGAUGAACCAGUCUUCUCCUCAUCAUCUCCCAUGAAAUUAAAUAGACAUUUGGUGGUGGCUGAAGGAGGAAAUUUAGCUGCAGCAAGAGGAAGAGAAUUGGAUGCUCCAAAUCUUUACGGAGGUAUCACUCAGGAUGUGAUCUAUCAAUCCUACAAGGAACAAAUUGAAAAUGAAAAGAAAGAGAUUGCCCGAAAACUUGUACAAUUAGACAUGGAAAGACAACCCAGCAUCAAAGAGUUAUCGAGGGAUUCUAUGGACGAAUUCGGAGAGGUAAAUUCAGGAGUGGUAGUCCCCGAAGACUUUGAUGCCCAUGAAAGACCCUCGAGUAUGAAAGCUCUCGCACUCGAACGUUUCAGAAAAACUGUCAAAAAAGCAGAAACUUCUCGGCCACUUCUUCGUUCCUAUUCAGGCACCUCAGAGUUUGGGUUGCUGAAAGAAGGGUUAGUCACCUCAAAAGAAGACAAGGAACCAGAAAUUAAGUUGACCAUUAAGCGAUCAUACUCCCAACUAAAAACAUGUAACAUACCCAAGCACAAAUUCAGAGUAGAAGGCAAUCAAAAGGCUAUCAAGAAGGCUGAAGAUUUACGAAAAAUCGGAUACAAGAAUAUGGAUAUCCUGUCUAUUCUUGGAAUGGAAAAGUACAUGCUUCUCAACGAAAAGAGAUUUUCUCCCAAAUGCAUGAUAGACGCUCUUGUGCAACGUGGCAACAUGCAAAGAUACCUCAACACAAGAGAAAUAUCAUUCGUCUCCAAAGAUAAGGUUAAAAAAGGAGACGAAGGAUACGAAGACUAUGUCCUCGAGAAGAAGAAGAGGAUCUUCUUCAACGAAAAGAAGAAAGGAGGGUCGAAUGUGCAAUAA